UGACGGUCAGUCGGUCAACUGUCAAGUUUGUUUUGUUUUUGUUUAGUUUUCACAGUUUUCAAUUCAACCAUGGUCGCAAUCACAAAUUAAAGGAAGUUAUUGUGUUUGUUGUUAUUGUGUGAUUUAGUGAUAAAACUCAAUAGACUAUUUACUUUUGAUCUAUAAAUCAAUUGAUUGACCAGCAGUACUUAAUUUGGCUUACGUUUUACUUUUAAUAGUUGGUGUUUGAGGAUUUGGUUUUAUCCUUGACCUAGGCUAGGCUACUGAAUGGAACAGCAAAGGAAGGACAGGACGAGGACAGUUUGUUGAAGGAGGACUCCUUGACUUGAUAAUAACAUAACCUCAAAAUCAUAGCCUAAUUGUACAUUUUUGUUUUUCAUUAGUAGCUUUUGGAAAUUUUAAAUUAGGCUAGGCUAUAUGUCUCUAAUACAAGUAGAGACGCAUGGACUAUUAUCUAACUCUCUGAAGAGUCAUUGUAAUGUAAAAUAAUUUAAUUGUGUUUCUGUAGGCUAGUGUAAGAGAAGCCUGAAAUCAGCCUAUCCAGCUGACAAAAGUUUUAAUUUCAUAAAAUGAUCAUAUUUUUUUUAUGAUUAAGGUCUGCUCUUAUUAUAAGAAAUAGGCUAAUAAACUGAAAAUAAUAAUGCAUUCUAACAUGUAUCUUCUACCUCCAAAAGAGAGGGAUGUUGAUCAAACAAACUUAAGCCUAUGUGAAGUUAUAUUGAAGAAGCAUUUAUACCUGUAUUGCUUGAUAUCAAUUUCAAUACUUAUUUUUCUGCUCUCACCACACACUGUGAUCUAUCAAGAAAUGGAUGACCAGUUUAUUGAAAACAAUAGAGAUCUAUCAGACUUUAAUGUUGAUUUUCCAAUCCUUAUUCAACUUGAACGCUCCAACGACACACUUCAAACAAUCAAUAUUUCAACUCAAGAGCAACCAAAAAAAUCAAAAAGGCCUACUGAAAACCUAUCUGAAAGUAAACACACCCAUUCUGAUGCUCAAUGUAACGCAUUUAAAGACAGUGAAAAAUUUGACUGUUUUCCACAAGAAAAUGCCAAUGAAGAAUUGUGUAAAAGUAGAGGGUGUUGUUGGAGUCCAGUCAAUUCGACAUCAAAGGAAGAACAAGGAGUGCCAUAUUGCUACUACCCAUCAAAGUUCAGGAGCUACAGAUAUGUAAACAUAUAUCCAACAGACCUUGGAGCUACGGCAUAUUUGGCAAAUGUUGUGAAUUCUACAUACCCAGAUAAUAUCCAAAUGGUUAGGAUAGACUUUAAUUAUCUUGAUGAAAACAUCCUUCAAGUCAAGAUCUACGAUGCAAAUCAAACAAGAUUUGAGAGUCCAUUGCCGAAAUUAUCCUUGACUGGCAGACGACUGGCAAAGAAUACUUCCUAUUAUGUGAACAUUGACAAAGACAAAUUGGGCUUCAAUGUCAUCAGAAAAAGCACCAAUCAGUCUCUAUUCAAUGCGGAGGACAUGGGAGGGUUUAUUUUUGCCAAUCAGCUGCUACAGUUGUCAGCACAGUUGCCAACCCACCGUAUCUACGGGCUUGGACAACAACGCAACGAGUUUCUUCUCGACACUAACUGGCGAGUCAUCACACUCUUCAACAGGGACCAAGAGCCAAUUGAUAAGUCUAACCUCUAUGGAACUCAUCCGUUUUAUUUAGCUGUCGAAGACGGAGGGUUGGCACAUGGCGUUUUUCUGCUCAACACAAAUGCAAUGGACAUUAUCCUCCAGCCUGCUCCCGCUAUCACAUACCGCACUAUUGGAGGUGUCCUGGAUUUCUUCUUCUUCCUCGGCCCCACUCCAGCCGAUGUUAUUAGUCAAUACACCGGUUUGAUUGGACGGCCGUUCAUGCCACCGUAUUGGAGUCUUGGCUUUCAUCUUUGCAGAUUUGGAUACAAGUCCUUGAGUGAAACAAUGGAAGUUUGGAACAGGACCAGAAACGCCGGGAUUCCUUUGGACACCCAAUGGAACGACAUAGACUACAUGGUUCGGCGCAAUGACUUCACGUACGACCCUGUAGCUUAUAAGGGACUGCCGCAGUUUGUUGACUUACUGCAUAAGGAAGGCAUGCACUACAUGAUAAUAACUGACCCUGGAGUCAGUGCCGGUGAACCAUCUGGAACUUAUCCACCUUAUGACGAAGGGUUGAAAGAUGGAGUCUUCAUAAUGGAUCCCUCGGAAGAUAAACCAUUCAUAACAAAGGUGUGGAACGACAAAGCCACUGUUUUUCCAGACUUCUUCAAUCCAAAGACUGAUGCUUAUUGGACCCGUCAGAUCAAGCAGCUUCAUGACAAGUUUGCUUUUGAUGGUCUUUGGAUUGACAUGAACGAACCCUCAACAGAGUGGAAUGGAGGCAAAGACGGAUGUCUAGCUAACCCUCUAGACAACCCUCCAUACCUGCCCCGAGUGCAGGGUGGACAAUUGUAUUCCAGAACGGUGUGCAUGAGCGCCAGACAUUACGGGGCAAAACACUACGAUGUGCACAACAUUUUCGCAACACAAGAAAGUAUUUUAACUGUCAGGGCUUUGAAAACAGUAAGGAAGAAGAGAGCAUUUGUCAUAUCUCGGGCAUCGUACCCUAGCCAGGGUCAUUUUACAGGAGUAUGGACAGGAGACAUCAGUUCUACUUGGGAUGAUAUGGCUCACUCUAUACCAGACAUCCUGAGCUUCAGUCUGUUUGGCAUUCCCAUGUCCGGGGCUGACAUUUGUGGAUUCAACCAGAACACUACUGUGGCUCUGUGUAAAGCAUGGAGCCAACUUGGGGCCUUCUAUCCGUUCUCCCGCAAUCACAACUCAAUUGAGAACUUCGACCAGGACCCAGUAGCACUAGGCCCUGAAGUGGUAGAUGCCGCAAAGAAAGCCCUUCUCACUAGAUAUUUCUUCCUGCCAUAUCUCUACACAUUGUUUUGGCAUGCUCAUAAUGAGGGUGAAACUGUUGCCCGCCCCAUGCUUGUUGAAUUCCCCAAAGAUGAGAAAACGUACAACCUCCAUAGUCAGUUUCUGUGGGGAUCAGGCCUUUUGAUAGCUCCAAUGCUUUCAGAGGAAAAGGGAUAUGCCACAGCUUAUUUGCCGGCUGGCCGCUGGUACAACUUUUACUCCUUCAAGCAGAUUGUAAGCAAGGGAAGCACAUAUUUGCUAGACACACCUAGCGAUUCCCUCCCACUUCUACUAAGGGGUGGAAGAAUAAUUCCCGGCCAGAAGCCCAACACUACCACCACAACCAGCCGACUCAACCCCAUGGCUCUACUAGUGUCUUUAUGUGAUCAUAACAUGGCUCAUGGUGACCUAUACUGGGAUGAUGGGGAUUCUUAUGAUUUUGAAACCGGAACGUACAACUUCCUCACCUUUAAGGCGACGGGUUUGAAUGUAAGCAGCACAGUCGAGCAUUGGAGCUAUAAGACGAGGCUGGUACUGGGAGAAGUGGACGUGUUGGGUGUUCCAAUCGAUGUGAGCAAAGUUAUCGUCAACAGUAAGCCUGCCAACUUCACUUUCGACAAGGUCAUAAAGUUUCUACUUAUACAAGAUCUGUCCCUAGAUAUGAGUCAGCCGUUCACUAUCUCCUGGUCUUAACCUUCUGUUUAAUAUUAAAUACAGAUAAUGCUUUCUUUGUAUUGUAAAUCAAUGUUUUUAUUUACACUUGAUAAUAGAUCUAAGUAAUUUGUAAAUUGACACUUACGUUUUUGUGGAAUUAAAAAUAGUAUUUGAUUGA
Molecule: messenger RNA, 3710 nt
Organism: Macrosteles quadrilineatus (aster leafhopper)
Lineage: Eukaryota; Metazoa; Arthropoda; Insecta; Hemiptera; Cicadellidae
Product: lysosomal alpha-glucosidase-like
Exons: 18
Coding region: 641-3571 (976 amino acids)
Biological process (GO): carbohydrate metabolic process
Molecular function (GO): carbohydrate binding; alpha-1,4-glucosidase activity
Source: RefSeq, a predicted model, not a curated record